Messenger RNA from Lodderomyces beijingensis, 1515 nucleotides. Lineage: Eukaryota; Fungi; Ascomycota; Pichiomycetes; Serinales; Debaryomycetaceae. The record is from the annotation of a GenBank genome assembly.
AUGGCAGUAAUGAACCAAGAAGAAGAUUUCCGUGACGAACAGCUUCAUUACCCGCAACAUGCAAAAUACAGUUUCAACAAAUCAAUAAACAUCCCACGCCCAGGAGGUCGUCGGAGCAGACGAGUUUCCAAGUCAUCCCCUCGAAGUGCACAGAAGAAAGUCCUAGUUUUCGAAGUUGCCAAACACUCAGUCGACAAGCACCCGCUCGAUUCAAACUACUCUUCAAAUACCCAGUUUGACACAGAUGAAGAUGCGGAUAAGGAACAAGAAGAUGAAGUAGACGAAGAGGAAGAAGAUGAUGAAGAAGAAGAAGACUCUCAAGAGUCAUUAGAAGAGUACGAGUCAGAUGACCAUUCAUUUAGCUCGACUCUGUCUCUUCAAUCUAGCUUUACGAGAGAUUCGUCAUACCAAUACCAUUCAUUCAACAAUUCACAUUUCACCUAUGUGUCUCCAAAAUCAACAAUCUUGAGUAUACCUACAGACAGGUCAUUGUCGAUUUCGCCCUCAGUUGCCUCAUUCAAUAGCGUAUUCUCCCCAAGACAGCCGGCUUUGAUGUCCUUAUCGGCAAGUCAAGAUUCAGUCUGCACGGGCGUCUCCUCGCAGCCUUUCCACCAAUUGUCGUUUUCCUCGGCCACUGUUAAACCGCACAAUGCCACCGCCACCAAGUGUGGAAACAGACGCACCUCGACUGACAGUUUGAGCAAGAUUUUACAGAAUUCAAACACCACAAAGAAAUCAAUGUAUUCCAACUUGACAUCCUCCUUUAAACUGCUAAAGAUUAAAAUUCAACAGUAUAACAAGCAAAAGAUGAUCAACUUGGUUGACGAUUCGCCGCAGCUCACAGAUGAUAAAUUCCCCACCACGAGAUGCCACCAUAUGGAAGAGGAGGAGCCUGAAGAAUCCCCUUCACAAGAACUCAUCACGUUUUUUGAAGAAAACCACCACCAGCUUUCUAGUGGCGACGAGCCACAAUCGACGAGUGUGACUCCACAACAUCGCUGCGUCAAGUCAUCUUUUAAAAACCGAGAUUCGCGAAUCAACCCGCAGUUUCUCAGAUUAUACGCUUAUGAUUUCAACGCAAGAACCAAGUCGCAAACGCUCCCCAACGCACUUACACAAGAAGAUCUUCUCCGCAUCAUUGCCAUCAAGCCAGAGCUCAAGAAUUUCCACUACCAGUAUAACAUGUACCGCAUUUCAAACAUGUCUCGGGAAAAACUUUGGAAGUCGGUGGUGUUACCACCGAGGAAAGACGAGAGCCCCUGCGAGUUUAUAGACAGUGAGCAUUAUAUGCAAGAUGACGUGGAAGUGGUUCAAAACCACUCGAUUACGAGAAAACUGGGCAAGUAUUUGCCAUGGGAUUUGAAGCCAAGCAUCAAGCCCGCGGGCGUCUUGCCUGGUGGCAAGUGGGCAUUCAAUGGGCUUGCACCUAACCUGGGAGUGACCAAGACCCAAUUUACAAUCAAAGGUUGGUGCAAUUCUCGUUGGAGAGAUGCUGCAAGUGAAGAGGAAGAUUAA